Molecule: messenger RNA, 2012 nt
Organism: Salvia miltiorrhiza (redroot sage)
Lineage: Eukaryota; Viridiplantae; Streptophyta; Magnoliopsida; Lamiales; Lamiaceae
Product: chromo domain protein LHP1-like
Exons: 5
Coding region: 103-1545 (480 amino acids)
Biological process (GO): heterochromatin formation
Cellular component (GO): nucleus
Source: RefSeq, a predicted model, not a curated record
AACCUUGCAAAAUUGAAAAAGCCGGAAGCCCUCGGCAGCAAGCACCGAGGUGGACUCUAGAGAGAGAGAGACAGAAAUUGGGUUUGUAGUGAGACAGAAAAAAUGAAAGGAGGGAAAAAGAGAAAUUCCAACUCUGACCCCCUUCAAUCGUCACCUCCAUCUUCCGACCUCCCUACCUCCGUCGACGGAGCCGCCGAUGAGGACCGCCGAAAAACUUCUGUGGACAGCGAGAAGCGCGAAGAUGCGGAGGACGCUGUUGAAGAGGACGACGGAGACGAGGAGGAUUCCGAAGCUGAGAGGGACUACGAACAGGACGAUAACGCUCAAAUUGAGGUUCAAGGAGAGCGGACCAAGCUUGCCGAUGGAUACUACGAGAUUGAGGCCGUACGCAGGAAACGCGUUCGGAAGGGUCAAGUGCAGUAUCUGAUUAAAUGGCGAGGCUGGUCGGAGGCGGCGAAUACGUGGGAGCCGGUGGAGAAUCUGUUGCAGUGUUCGGAUAUUAUUGAUGCAUUUGAAGAAAGUCUGAAAACUGGGAAAAGUAGGUCGACACGCAAGAGAAAGCGCAAGGCUGGCGUAACUUACGUUCAAACCAAGAAAAAAUUGCAUCACCACCACCAUCAUCAGCAGCAACAACAGCAGCAGCAGCAGCCGCAGCAGCAGCAGCCGCAACAGCAGCCGCCACAGCAGAGGUCUCCUGCAGCUGCCACUUAUAAUGUGCCUUCUCAUGUGAUCAGGAUUGCGGAGGAGCCCAUUUCCUUUCCCAGGCUAAAUGACUUGAGUUGUACGAACGGGAAUGGGGAGAAUAGUGUCAUUGUCACAAAGAGUGUAGAAACUUCCAAGAAAGUAAAUGAGAAUGGCGCGAGAAUGGGUUCUGUUAUGAGAGAAGAAGAUAAUGAGCAAAAUGAGUUGGAUUUGAAACUGUGUGAACUGAAAGGAGCGAUGGUGAUCAGUUCGGAAGACACUGACAGAGUCGCUAAAACAUCCCAAGAAGUCCAUCUAACAGGAGGAGAUACCUUGGCGAUUGGAUUGAGGAAGACAGAUGUAGCUGAUGCAGUCCAUUUAGGUCGUUGUACUGGAGCUAAGAAGAGGAAAUCUGGUUUUGUAAAGAGAUUCAAGAAAGAUCCAGAAUCCUGCUCUGUGGAUGAUGCAUCAAAUGGAGUCCCGGCAUGUGCUUCACUUGUACCAAUAAGCAUUCAACAACCAGAGUUUCUUGGAAACAAUAUGAAUUGCAAGAGUAAAUUUGAGGAUUCCAAAAGCAUGUGCACCAUCACUGAAAUUGUGAAGCCCAUAAGCUAUAAGGCUUCCAUAUCUAACAGUGUCCAAGAAGUCCUAGUAGCUUUUGAAGCCACAAGGUCUGAUGGAACCAAAGUUAUAGUGGAUAACAAAUUUUUGAAAGCUAACAAUCCACUUUUGGUAAGUUUUCCGUUCUUUUCCUGUAUAUUUUCUUUCAGAAACCAUGAACCUUCCUGUUACUUGAUCAUGUGUGAACUCAUAUCUAUAAUCUAUGAAGGCAUAACCACUCUGUUUUUCUUUCUCCAAUUAUAAUGCAGCUGAUAGACUUUUAUGAGAAACAUUUACGUUAUAGUCCAACAUGACAAACUGAUUAAACCGAGUGCACGCGAUCAGAAGCAGCGUUGUUUCACGUUCCUCGUUGUAUAGUGUUGUAGUUUGUUGUAGCAGAAGGCCAGUUGUAGGCCAUGUAGCAGAGUACCUAUAGGAAGGGUGGUAAAUAGUGUCGAUCGAGCUGGAUUUGUAUAACAGCAGACCGGUUCUUAUUGCGGGUUCGGUUUAUCAAUUUACCUUUAUAUGAUUGACUUCUCAACUUCUCCUCGAACAGGUAUCGUCGGAGCGAUGAAGCUUCAUUUUUAUUCAUUCAUAAUUGCUUGCUUGUUUUAUAGAAUGCUGUAAAUCCAGCCCAUUAACUCGGUUGGUGUCAUUUUUAGCUUAAUUCGAACAAUUGAUGUAUUUCUAGGAAUCCCUUGUUAGUUGUUUGCUGUUCCUGCGAUUCUUUA